GAGAAGAUGACACUUGACAGGAGUACCGGUACUUGGCAUCUCCACAAGCGAGGUGGAGAGAGUAUAGCUGAUUCUGAUAGAGUAAAAUACUUCCAAGGGACUGCACCUGUACAACAAAUCGUUCUGCCACUGCCAGCUGAAACAAUUGCCGUUGUGUACAGUAGCUCCAGGCCAGGGUGUACGAAGGAACGUUUCUAAAAUAGUUUUUUUCUUUCUAAAAUAAUACGUUGACUUGACUUCCUUGUUUCAAAUAUUUCGACCCCCCCAGUAUGCCUCUUCCGAAACCCGACAUCUCCAAUGCGAAGGUUGAGCCGGUCGUGGACCAGAAGAUGAUGAUCGGCGAGGGCCCGCACUGGGACGAGCCCACGCAGACGCUGGUCUGGGUGGAUGUCUACCAAGGACUGGUCAUGAUCUACGACCCAGCAACAGGAGUGAACAAAGUAUUUGAUGCCAAGGAGCAGCUGACGAAACUGGGAGCGAAGGACGAUCGCCUAGCUGUGGGUGCCGUGAUACCAAUUGCUGGUCAGCCUGGAAAGCUGCUGCUCGCUACGGGUAACCACAUUGGAACGUUGGACACGUCAAGUGGUGAAAUUGAAUUCAAGAGUGAAUUUUCAGAUGGUACUGACGACACACACUUCAAUGAUGCCAAGUGUGAUCCUUCUGGUCGCCUCUGGGCUGGCUCAAUGAGUUCGGAAGCAAACGCUCAGGUGCGCGAUCCUGAAGCUGGCAAUCUGUAUUUGGUUGACAAAGGAUUUGCAUUGUCGAGCCCAAAGGACAGCAAGUUUGCUAUCGCCAAUGGCCUGGCGUGGUCAGCUGAUGAAAAGACAAUGUACUUCGUAGACUCUAUCCCCGGGGCCAUCUAUGCGUAUGACUAUGAUAACGCCAAUGGCACUAUCUCUAACAGGCGCACCAUGCUGGACACCACCGGUCUCGACAUUGGCUUUCCAGAUGGCAUGUGUAUUGAUAGUGUCGGUCGGCUGUGGGUGGCUGGAUACGCUAGCUCAGGAGUGCACUGCAUCGACCCGACUGCUCCUGAUCAAGCUCCGCUGACGAUCAAGAUACCGAAUGCCAAGUGUGUGACGUCAUGCUGCUUUGGUGGAAAGAACCUGGACGAACUGUACGUCACAACUGGCGGUCGAGAUGAUGACGAUGUACAUGCUGGCAAGCUGCACCGCAUCACAAACCUUGGCGCUACAGGCUUUGCUGGUCAGCCUUACAUCGCCUAGAUCCGACCCUCUGUCCCAACAUUGCACCUGCAACCAAGCAAUACAAGCUGUGUACAACUAGUAGCAGCUCCAGGAAGCUUUUCAUUGAUUCCACUGGACUGCAACGUGUGGGCGUAUUCCUCGUGGAAGUAGUUCGGGUUUCAUUUUAUUUUAUUCCCGUAGCUAUGCAGAAGACGUUACUUCAGUAUCGUCUGGCGCUAGCCAGGGUUCACACAGCUUUAAUUUGGUGUUUGUUUGUUUGUUGCGGACGGACCUCCAUCUGGCGCUAUCCCGUAUCUGUCCCGUACCGUACCAUCAAAGACAGCUGGCCACAAACAGCUGGCCACAAUAUUCAACGCAUAUUCAAAUAGGGCUUUCAAAUGCAAGAUCAUAACGUGAAGCAACUUGGAAGAAUGAGUAUGAAUGCGAAGUGUAUCGGGUAAUGCAUGUAGGGCGAUUGUGCGGGUUCGAAUCCCAGGUUAUGUCUUAAAAAAUAGGAGAAAUGAAAAAUUUCCUAAGCUUUUUUUGCCUAGGUCAUCAAAGCAAAAAAGCAUAGCGUAGGGCCCUGAGCUUCCAAGCUCUCUCGUCACACACUAUGUCUUUUAGGAUCGCAAAGAACUUUGUCUAUUUUAUUUCUAAACUUCACUUCUCAAUUUUAUUUCUUUUAUAAGAAAUCAAAUGUUAUGCUUUCCCUCGGUAGAUUACCAUGUCAUUUCAAGCUGGUCUUGGCCACUAACUAUUGUUAUUCUAAACUCUUUUUUUUAAGGCUAUUCAUACUACGGUACAAUACGCAUCACGUUUUGGAAUACGACGUACUGGCAGACGUCGUUUUCAUGCAGUUCACACAGGCCAGCACACGCUGCUCGUACAGCUGUGUGUACAGCUUCUUUUGGACACAAACUGCUGGGAACGACAGAACGAAACUCGGUACAGGGGUCUGGAUACGUCGUCUACGUUUUCGUAUCAGGGGUACGAUUUUCACACCACGUUCCAUGUUGUCAUGGCUAUCCGGACGAAAACGUCACGUACACCACGUUCUGGGCGUAGUGUGAAUGGCCCAUUAAGGGAUUUCUCAUCCUGUCAUCUUUUCUGCAUUGGCACCUGCUGAUUCUCUCUGCUCUGACGUUGUUGUGUUAGUUUCUAUGUCUGAAAGCCCAUUCACAAUACUCAUUCUGCACUCUUCACUUCACAUACACUUAAAUC
Sycon ciliatum is the source of this 2408-nucleotide messenger RNA. RefSeq names its product regucalcin-like. Gene Ontology annotation, molecular function: gluconolactonase activity; calcium ion binding. The transcript has 14 exons. The coding region runs from base 270 to 1226 and encodes 318 amino acids. Gene Ontology annotation, biological process: L-ascorbic acid biosynthetic process. The record is from RefSeq and is a predicted model, not a curated record. NCBI's taxonomy places the organism in Eukaryota, Metazoa, Porifera, Calcarea, Leucosolenida, Sycettidae.